AUGCAUUACACACCCCGCGAGGUUGAGAAGCUUGUCUUUUCUCAGGCCGGCCAUCUUGCCCAGAAGCGACUGGCUCAUGGAAAGAAACUGAACCAUCUGGAGUCUAGUGCUCUCAUCGCUACCGUCCUUCAAGAGAUCAUCCACAAUGAAGAUUACUCUGUUGCCGAUCUCAUGAAAGCUGGCAAAGUUAUUCUGGGCCGACGACAUGUUCAUCCAUCUGUCGUUGCUACACUUAAACAGAUGCAGGUCGAAGGUACCUUCGAGACAGGAACUCAUUUGAUCACUAUCCACGAUCCAAUCAGUACUGACAACGGCGACUUGAAGAUGGCUUUCUACGGAAGCUUCAUUCCAGUUCCCUCUGAUGACUUGUUUCCCGCUGUCAACGAGGCAGACUUUCAUCCUUUGGCAAUGCCAGGUGCUAUCCGACCAGCGGAGGCUGGAGACAUCAUUCUCAAUGCCGGGCGUGACCGAGUGAGACUCACUGUCACGAACAAAGGGACUCGUGCCGUUCAUGUGGGAUCCCACUUUCACUUCAUGGAAACGAACCCCGAUCUCGACUUUGAUCGUGAAAAGACCUACGGCUACCAUCUAGACCUUCCAGCCGGCGAAUUUCUGCGCUUCGAACCCAAUGAGCCGAAACACGUCACUCUGGUUCAAAUUGGAGGCUUAAAGGUUAUCCAAGGUGGGAGUGGCCUUGCCAAAGGUCCGGUCAACCGUAGCAGCGUCAAGAACAUCCUGCAGCAACUCCAACAGGCGGGCUAUCUACACUCGCCUAAAGCGUUGGAGGAUCAAAACGUUGUUCAGCCAUGCUCAAUGAGUCGAGACAAGUAUGCCUCUGCUUAUGGCCCCACGACAGGUGAUCUGAUUCGUCUUGCGUCUACUGACCUUUGGGCCAAAGUUGAGAAAGACUACACAUUUUAUGGUGACGAGUGUACAUUGGGUUGCGGCAAGACUAUUCGUGAUGGCAUGGGAGCCGCAAGCGGCUGUGCCGAUGCUGAUUGUCUUGACUUGGCUAUCAUCAACGCUGUCAUCAUCGAUUGGACUGGCAUUUUCAAGGCUGACAUUGGUAUCAAAGGCGGUACUAUCGUUGGCAUUGGAAAAGCUGGUAACCCAAGUACAAUGGAUGGUGUUUCUGAUAACAUGGUAGUUGGAUCAAACACGGACAUCAUCGACGCCGGUGGUAAGAUCGUUACCGCUGGUGCAAUUGACACUCAUGUCCACAACAUUUGUCCCCAGCAGGCAUUCGAGGCGAUCUCAUCCGGUGUAACGACUCUCUUUGGAGGCGGUACGGGCCCGAGUACCUCGUCUACUGCUGUCAAUGGUACCGCGAGCAAGAAGUACAUCCGACAAAUGAUGCAAGCGUGCGAUCAGCUGCCCGUCAAUUUCGGCCUCUUCGGAAAGGGUAGCGACUCCGAGAGGGUCGGUCUCCUUGAUCAGAUCAACGCGGGUGUGAUUGCCUUGAAACUGCAUGAGGAUUUCGGAUGCACGCCCUCGACAAUUGACAACUGUCUGAAUGUCUGCGAUGAACAAGACAUCCAAUGCCAUAUCCAUACUGAUGGCCUCAACGAAGCAGGCUUUCUCGAGCACACAGCAGCAAUCUUCAAAGGCCGUAGCAUUCACGUGUACCAUGUCGAAGGCGCAGGUGGCGGCCAUGCGCCUGACGUUAUCAAGCUUGUCGCUUAUCCAAACGUGCUUCCUAGCAGCACGACUCCCACGAUGCCUUUCACUACAAACACGAUUGACGAGCAUAUCGACAUGGCUGCCAACUGCCACCGUCUUUCUAAGGACAAUCCCGAUGAUGCCUCAUUUCUCAAGAACCGUAUCCGAGAGGAAACCAUUUCGGCUGAGGAUAUCCUUCAUGAUAUCGGAGCGAUUAGUAUCAUGUCGUCAGACUCUCAAGCCAUGGGACGAUCAGCAGAGGUACUGGUGUGCACUUGGAGGGCAGCGCACAAGAACAAGGUCCAACGCGGAGCUCUGGCUGAAGACAAAGAUACUGGUGCGGACAACUUCCGUAUCAAACGAUAUAUCAGCAAGUACACCAUCAAUCCUGCCAUUACGCAAGGAAUCAGUCAUGCUGUUGGUAGUGUUGAAGCAGGCAAAUUGGCUGACCUGGUCAUUUGGGACCCUGCUGAGUUUGGGACGAAGCCAUUCCAGGUUCUGAAGAAGGGAUUUAUUACGUAUGCACAGAUGGGCGAUCCCAACGGAGCUGUCGCAGAUGUCGAACCUUUGAUCGGCCGGACGAUGUAUGGAGCCCUGCAUCCGGAGUCGAGCGUCAUGUUUGUCUCUCAAGCAAGCAUCUCACAAAGCGGAGACGUUCACUCAUACAACCUCAAAAAGCAGAUUGAAGUUGUCAAGAACUGCCGAACGGUAAAGAAAAGUGAUCUCAAGUUUAACAGCGCUAAACCGAAGGUUGAAGUUGAUCCCGAGACUUUAGUUGUCACUUGUGAUGGAAUGGCGCUGAAGUCCGAGCCGGCGAGCUCUCUUCCUCUGACCAGGCAAUCGUUCUUCUACUAG
Molecule: messenger RNA, 2514 nt
Organism: Fusarium venenatum
Lineage: Eukaryota; Fungi; Ascomycota; Sordariomycetes; Hypocreales; Nectriaceae
Source: RefSeq, a predicted model, not a curated record